ACUAGCAACUCCCUUUGCCACAAACUUGUUUUUUUUUUCUUUAAAAACAUCUAAAAAGAUAUUUGACGACUAUUUACAGUUAACUACUGAGUCAUCAUUAGAGAACAGACUAAAAAGAAAUUUAACGUAUCCCAGUGCGAAACAGUUAUGGAUAACGAAAGCAAUCAGACAAAUGUGAUAAAAAUAUAUAGUAGCUUGCUUCUUCUAGCAGAGAUAUUAUUACUUAUUUUGCAAGUUGUAUAUUAUAUUUGCGAGGACAUAUGCAAAUUAAUCGUUCCACCGAAGAAAAAGAGCGUAACUGGUGAAAUUGUUUUGAUAACGGGUACAGGCCAUGGUAUUGGAAAGGAAUUAGCGAUUGGAUAUGCUUCGUUAGGAGCAACAGUAGUAUGUUGGGAUAUCAAUGAAGAAACCAACAAUCAGACUAUGAACGCUAUUAAAAGGAUGGGAAUGAACUCUGUGCAUGCGUAUCGAUGUAAUAUAGCAGAUAGGGAAGAAGUCUUCAGAGUAGCGGAAAAAGUAAAAAAAGAAGUGGGUGAUGUUUCUAUCUUGGUCAACAACGCUGGUAUAGGAAUUGUUAAAUCACUUCUAAAUCAAAGUUUCGAUGAAGUUACACGAGUCAUAAAUGUCAACGUGAUAGCGCAUUACUGGACAUUGCAAGCAUUCUUGCCAAGUAUGAUAGAAAAAAAUCACGGUCAUAUUGUGGCAAUUUCAUCAAUAAUAGGACUUUUUGGAUUUGGUCCUUACGGAACAACGUAUUGCCCUUCAAAAAGCGCGGUCAAAACCAUGAUGGAAGCUGUAUCUGAAGAAUUACGUGAAUUAAGUAAUGGAAAAUCAUCUAUUAAAUUUACUACUAUUUAUCCAGGCUUAGUGCUUACCGGAAUGCUUAAAAACCCAAAACUUAGAUUUCCAUGGUUAAUGGGAGGACAUUCACCGCAAAAAGUGGCUUCAAUAAUAAUUGACGCACAAAGACGGAAUUAUGAAAAUACAAGCAUACCUUCGUAUUGGCUGCCCAUUACUAAGAUAGUAAAAAUUUUACCCGAUAAAGCGUUGAAAUGCCUAGCAGACUUUCUCGAUUUCGGUGCUGAUCCAGAUGAUUUAACAACUGAGUCUUCAUCAGAACAGAUUGAAAAGAAAUUUAAUAUGUCUCACUACAAAACAAUUAUGGAUAGCAAAAACAGUCAGACAAUCGGGGUAAAAGCAUACAAUACUUUACUUUUUCUAGCAGAGAUAUUGUUGCUUGUUUUGAAAAUUGUAUAUUACAUUUGUGAGACUGUAUACAGAUUAAUCGUCCCACCAAAGAAGAAAGACAUAGCUGGUGAAAUUGUUUUGAUAACAGGUGCAGGUCAUGGAAUUGGGAAAGAAUUAGCGAUUGGCUAUGCUUUGUUAGGAGCAACAGUCAUAUGUUGGGGUAAGAAUGAAGAAAACACCAACCAAACGAUGGACGAUAUUAAAAAGAUGGGAAUAGAUUCUGUAUAUGCAUAUCGAUGUGAUGUAGCAGAUAGGGAAGAAGUCUUCAGGGUGGCGGAGAAAGUAAAAAAAGAAGUGGGUGAUGUUACUAUCUUGAUCAACAAUGCCGGGAUAGGACUUUUUAAACCAUUCUUAAAUCAAAGUUUCGAUGAAAUUUCACGACUCACACACGUCAAUAUAAUGGGACAUUACUGGACAUUACAAGCAUUCUUGCCAAGUAUGAUAGAUAAAAAUCACGGUCAUGUUGUGGCAGUUUCGUCAAUAGGAGGACUUUUUGGAGCUCCUUAUGCAACGACCUAUUGCGCUACAAAAUUCGCAGUCGGAGCAAUUAUGGAAGCUGUAUCUGAAGAAUUACGUGUAUUAAGUAAUGGAAAAUCAUCUAUAAAAUUCACUACUAUUUAUCCGGGCUUAGUGCAUACUGGACUGGUCAAAAAGCCAAAACUAAGGUUUCCAUGGUUAAUGGGAGGACAUUCACCACAGGAAGCAGCUUCGUUAAUAAUUGAUGCGCAAAGACGAAACUACGAUUAUAUAUCUACGCCAUUAUAUUGGAUGCCAAUUUUUAAGAUAGUAAGAAUUAUACCCUACAAAGCGUUGAAAAGUGUAUUCGUCUCUCUUGACUCCGGUGUUUAUCCACAUGAUUAAAAAAUUUCGACAUCCUGAACAAAUGUCUCCAUGGGCACAACCCCCAGAAAUCAACUCUUCACUUGCUCUCGAUUAUAAAUUCGGACCUUUGUAUAAUAAUUCGAUAACUCUACUUCGUGCUGCAUUGGGCAGUAAAACUAAUAACAAUUUUCUUAUAGUAAAACUUCGAGUUAUAAAUUACAGAUUCAAACUCAUAACAAUAUCUGUUUUUAUGUCAUAUGGAGAGAGAUAAGAAUACUAUUCUUAUGCAAUAAGAUCUUGAGUUAUAGAUAAGUUAAAAACUCGAAUUUUGAACAAAGACGUCUAUUCAUGCUAUAUGGAGAACAAACUGAAUGAACAAAAUAUAUUUUUUAUGUACAAUAGGAUUUCAAACUAUUGAACCUAUUAUAAAUGGUUCAACCUAUAUUGAGAUAAUCAUACAUACCUCAGCUCAAUUAAUAAUAAGUGUGACUUAUUGUUAGUCACAUAAGUGAUAUAUACGUAUGUUUUACUUUUAAUUUCCUUUUUAACUUUUUUAAUAAAAAUAAUAGAAAGAGAUAAUUUGUCUGUCUUGCCGUUAUCGCGCGCAUACUUGUCAAGCCCAUUCCGCGCCGCAUAGCAAAGUCACAUCAUCAAUCUCUGAUGUAACAAAGUUUCAUAAUUUGUGUAAUUCCCUUUCUCACAAAUUUGUUUUUUAUUUAAAAAUAUCAAAAAAUAAAGACUGAAAAUAAAAGUCUGAUCUCAGUUAAAUACUAAGUCUUCUUUCAUAACGAAGUCUUCAGGGUUAGUCCCAUUUACGAUCAAUUAAGUAUAUUGCGCAACAAGCAACUUUGCAAAAGAGUGAAUGGGUCUCUUUCGUCCUUGGCGUUUAGACUUGCGUAGUAGGGUGAAGUCAAUUUGAUGUUACAAUGUUUUAAAGCAUUUCAUUGACCAAUCAAAGAAUUUUACAAAUUAACCAAUCAGAAAAUACUUCAAGACAUUUGCGGCAUCAUCUUGACCAUAUUCAUGGUGGCAUUAUUGUACAUUCUCUAAUCCGCAGAGAGACAUUUUUGAAACUCGUGAACUCCCUCUCCCGUAAACUUUCUUUUACUUUAAAAACGUUUAAAAAUAAAAACUGUGUAUUUGAACCUUACUACUUCAGUUAACUACUGAGUUUUCAUCAGAAAAGACUGAAAAGAAAUUUAAUGUGUCUCUACUAUAAAACAGUUAUGGCUAACGAAAGCAGUCAGGUGCGUGAAAACGAAUUCUAUUUCUUUCUUGUAAUAAACACUAACUCUGUGUAAUAAACUCAAUUUUUAGUAACAAA
Molecule: messenger RNA, 3394 nt
Organism: Wasmannia auropunctata (little fire ant)
Lineage: Eukaryota; Metazoa; Arthropoda; Insecta; Hymenoptera; Formicidae
Exons: 17
Coding region: 148-2109 (653 amino acids)
Cellular component (GO): lipid droplet
Molecular function (GO): oxidoreductase activity, acting on the CH-OH group of donors, NAD or NADP as acceptor
Source: RefSeq, a predicted model, not a curated record